Molecule: messenger RNA, 1984 nt
Organism: Acipenser ruthenus (sterlet)
Lineage: Eukaryota; Metazoa; Chordata; Actinopteri; Acipenseriformes; Acipenseridae
Product: 17-beta-hydroxysteroid dehydrogenase type 3-like
Exons: 11
Coding region: 292-1230 (312 amino acids)
Cellular component (GO): endoplasmic reticulum
Molecular function (GO): oxidoreductase activity
Source: RefSeq, a predicted model, not a curated record
GGGAGUAGGGGAGUAGUGGGGUAGUAGUUUAUAAAAGUCGCAGGCGAGACCCAAGCAUUACAAUGUUACAGCAAACCCAAUGAACAAAUAAAACGUGCAUUUGUAUAUUUUCUGUUUAAGAAAAUCUGUAUUUUAUUGGCGUUCCGGUACUUUCAGAUUUAGGAGUACAGCACUGAUAGUGAGGUGUGGCCACACACUGUGAUUGACACUUUAAAGGGUUAGUUCUGAAUUGUAGCCUCCACCUCGUCCUGCUCUUACUUCUUGCUGGCAGUGAUUCGUUAUCAGAGGUGUAUGUGUGCAUAUACAGCAAUGGGUUUCGUAGAUCUGAUUCUAAUUUCUCUAGGAGCCAUAGUUGCACUGGUGUAUGUUCUAAAAUUCAUCAAGCUUGUGAAGAUCCUUUUUCCAAAGACCUGGUGUCCCCUGUCUCGGUCUUUCUUUUCAUCACUGGGAGAGUGGGCAGUUAUCACUGGAGGAACAGAUGGAAUCGGUAGAGCAUAUGCCUUUGAGCUUGCAAAGCGUGGAAUGAAUAUUGUUCUCAUCAGUAGAACUCUUGAGAAGCUCAAUAAGGUUGCCAAGGAAAUUGAAGACGACACAGGAAGAAGUGUGAAAGUAAUUGCAUCAGACUUUACCAGAGAAGAUAUUUAUGAAAACAUAGAAGACAACCUAAAGGGCCUUGAUGUGGGUAUUUUGGUCAACAACGUUGGGAUGCUUUUCAACCCCAUACCUUGUCGUUUUCUUGAUGUGGAAAAUCUUGACACGGCUAUAACAAACCUCAUCAACUGCAACAUGAAGUCUUUAGUAAUGAUGUCCAAGAUCAUUUUGCCACAUAUGGAAAAGAGAAAGAAAGGAGUGAUUCUAAACCUGUCCUCAGGUACAGGUUGUUUUCCUUGUCCAUUGUACAGCAUCUAUUCAGCAUCAAAGGUUUUUGUUGACAGAUUUUCAAGGGGUCUUCAAGCUGAAUACGGAUAUAAAGGAGUCAUUAUUCAGUCUGUAGCACCUUAUGGAGUUUCCACCCCUAUGACACUAAACCAGAAGGCUAAUAUGGUAAAUAAAACCGCAGAGGACUUUGUAAAUGAAUCAUUGGACCGCGUUUUGGUUGGGGACCACGUCCAUGGAUGCUUUGCUCAUGAAAUUCUGGCAUUGAUAAUAAAAACAAUUCCAUUAUGGGUCCUGCACAGCAGCGUAUCACAGGAGAAAGCCAUCGAUUAUGUAAAGAACAGGUUGUCUUAAUCAGACAUGUGAAGAUUUCAUUUUAUCUUUACGCAUAUCUAGAGACGGGCUUAAUACCGACUGCUCAUUUUGUAUUUAUAGCAGCUAUGGGGUAUGUUUUAGAUUUUAGAUUGUAACGUUUGGCUAUCUGGGGUGGCAGGGAAAUGUAUAAUCUAACAUAUUUAAAUAUAUAUAUAUAUAUAUCUGCACACUUAAUAAACUCGUUAAACAUAUUGCACAUAAUAAGUUUGUUAAAUAGAUAGCAUAUAAUAGAUUAGUUAAUCAUCAAUUAAAUAAACAAAUAAAUAACACAGCCAUUUUAUGAUUUCAAUUUCAAAAUUCCAAGUGAUCUAUUUAUCAUGAUUUAGGAAAGACCAUUCAUUAUGCUGUAUUGUUUAUGAUUUGUUCUUAAUUAAUUAACACUACUGGCACUAUACUUAACUUAGACUAUUAAAAAAAAACUAGUCAAAGGCCCAUUUAUUCUACGCAUAUAAAAGAAAACUAUAUAGCAUAACUAGCCAGUUAUGAUGCAUUGCACUAAUAGAAAGCGGUUUACAAUUACAUAAACUAUAAACCAACAAAACAAUAUAUUAAUUAAUGUUGCGCAAGAGUUCCAGCAAGUUUGUCCAAAUAAGCAGAAGUGAAAGAAAAGGAAGUAAAGUGCAUCUGUGCAUAGGAACAAAUCGAAGUGGAUUAUUAACAUUAGUUUUAAGAGCGAUUAGGCUAGUAGUCAAGAAAAAAAAAAAGCUUUAUCCCCUGCCCUUGGAAUCCCAGU